Molecule: messenger RNA, 473 nt
Organism: Moneuplotes crassus
Lineage: Eukaryota; Ciliophora; Spirotrichea; Euplotida; Euplotidae
Source: the annotation of a GenBank genome assembly
AUGGUAAGCUGUCCAAUUGAAAAGAAAGGUGAUGAUGCCACUGCUGCAAAGAGAGCAAUCAUUGUAGUCACCUUCUUCAUGUUCCUUAUCUACGUUGCAGCUGUCGUGUUGGCAUAUGUUAAGAAAGAAGCUGAGAUCGGCAAAAGAGCUAAACGAUUUAUGAAUGAUGUAGCAUACAGAGACCUCUUCUUUUUCAUGUUUGUCUCUAUUGCCCAUAUUGCUGUCCCAAAGGCAUUCCCCACAAUUAUGAUCUGGUUCUACUUGAUAGCCUAUAUUGUACAUGCAGUACUAUUUUUCGUCAACAAGCCACAGUUUUUAUUCGUGACCUUCAUUGUUAAAAGUUUCUUUGUCUUCCUUGUGAUCAUGACUCUCCUAAUCGACAAAUGGUGUGACUACUUCUUGUACAGAGGCAAUAAGAACUUCGGAAGUGUCGAUAAGUAAUUUAUAUAAACAGCCAAGUAGUUAUUCGUGAA